CCGCUUCUUUCCCACUGACGCCGACUCUGAGAUGAUCCCUCCCUCACUAUGGCGUAUAUUCCGCUGUCUGUUUUCUCUUUGCGACUUAUUUAGGUCUCCUGUGUUCGCCCAUGACAGAAUGAUCUAGUCCAGAGGCUGAAAGUCUGCUCAAGUCUGGCUCGGACUCAGAGUUUGUAUCCUUUGAGUUCCGUUUGAAAGAUUCUCGUUUCUGCUUCCACGGCAGAUUUUUAUGGUAUGCUAGAGCUGAAGCUUCCAGCUAAGAGUACUCCUAUGGCUUGAUCGAUUCUUUACAGGAGGUCGAUCAAAGACCGACUUUGCUCCGUACUCCAGGCGCCCCCCUAUGCAAUAAAUAACACUUAUAACGUAGUUCACGAGGCUUGAUCUUCCUGUGCUUUGGUCCAACUCUCUUCUGUGCAAAACCAUUCCCUCAUCCUCUGCUGAAAUGACUGGCCCUGCCGAAAUCGCCCACGGGCCAAUGCUCAUAGGCUUGAUGAUCAAUACCACGCUGCUUGGAGUAGUGAUGGCACAGGUGUAUAUCUACAUGACGACGUAUCAAAAAAGGGACAGACUAUGGAUGAAAGCUUUCGUUGUCUGUCUAUUCCUUACCAAUUUAACCAAUUCUAUCCUUCUCAUGGCGUACGUAUACAUCGCGCUGAUCAAACAUUUUGAUGACGUUCCUUACCUGUCCAACGCAACUUGGCUAUUUGCCACUGACCCCGCCAUGACGGGCAUCAUCGCUGGCACUGUACAACUAUUCUUCGCAUGGCGCGUCAAAGUUCUCACAUCGAACUGGUAUCUUGGCUCCCUCGUUGCUGUCCUAGCCCUAGCGGGUACCGGUGCCUCCAUCGCAACCGCCGCUGCGUCCGUAUCCACCGGUACUUUCACAAAGUUCCAAGAAUUUCAGUCGAUUGUAAUCGUAUGGCUCGUCUCUGCGUGCGUGGGGGAUUUCACUAUCACUGCUAUUUUGGUGCGGUAUCUGAGAAAGCACAAGACGGGUUUCCAAGCUUCGGAUGAAUUGGUCAAUAGGAUUAUCAGAGCGACGGUUCAAACUGGAUUGAUCACAAGUGUCAUGGCUAUCAUUGAUCUGGUUGUCUACUUGGUCGAUCCGUCAGGCUUGCAUCUGCUGUUCAACUUAAUGCUUGCAAAACUAUACACUAACACACUAAUGAGCUCGCUCAACUCUCGUGUUGGAUGGUCGUACUCGAACUCGAACCAGGAUUCUCAUUCACAGAGUGGGCUGCACGAGUUGAGGGAUCUACGUCCGCAAGGAAAUCUGACGCCGAAGUUCGUUAUUGAGGGUAUGAACAAAGGGCAGGAUGUGGGAGAUGAGAAUUCGCUGAAGAAAAGGGAGGAAGAGUCCGAGGUCUGGGAUGAUGGUGCGAAGAGGAAUGAUGCAAUUGUAUAA
Messenger RNA from Desarmillaria tabescens, 1405 nucleotides. RefSeq lists its product as uncharacterized. NCBI's taxonomy places the organism in Eukaryota, Fungi, Basidiomycota, Agaricomycetes, Agaricales, Physalacriaceae. The transcript has 8 exons. Bases 443 to 1405 code for a protein of 320 amino acids. The record is from RefSeq and is a predicted model, not a curated record.